Colletotrichum costaricense is the source of this 741-nucleotide messenger RNA. RefSeq lists its product as uncharacterized. The transcript is spliced from 5 exons. NCBI's taxonomy places the organism in Eukaryota, Fungi, Ascomycota, Sordariomycetes, Glomerellales, Glomerellaceae. Bases 1 to 741 code for a protein of 246 amino acids. The record is from RefSeq and is a predicted model, not a curated record.
AUGGGCUCCGUCUUCGACCGGAAGCAGCACCGGGACGAGCUCCGUCCCCUUGAUACCACUCCCAACCGCCACAACAAGCGCAAGAUCUCGACUACUUUGCCAUGGCGAGCCUUGUCUCACUCGCUUCAUCCGAGAGAUCGAGAACCUUGCCCGGAGAGGCGCGCAUCUCUACCCGCGCAGUCUAGAGCAUCACGACACUUGUCAAGAGAAUGCGCCCCUGCCCAGACGACUGAGAGCCGCGCAAUACAGAAGCCUCUGACCCUGUAUGGCGGGCCACGUUCUGUUGACAAUGUCUUGGAUCCUCGUUUCAUUUCGGGCAAAGACCUGCGAAUAAGUGACAUCUUGUCGCCUCGUAGGCAAUAUGCGCCCAUGAUAUCGUCAUUCAUGUCAAAAAUGGCAUUCUAUGAGCUCAUGGAAUUCUCCGUAGCCAACUCUAAAAAGCCGUACAGGAACUAUGGGGACCUCUCUGCCACGUCCAAAUCCGGACGAAAGCAGACUUUCUCGGUCGUCGUUUCUCGGCAAUAUCUGGGGCCAGCCGCCAGCACGAUACCUACUACUGUGGCUCAUGGCAGCCUUGCUAUGUUUGGCAGUUCUGCCGUGUCCGCCUCAGCCCCCGCCGUCAUGACAGCUGGCGUCUCGUCGACCGACGACAUGACGAAGAGUCCGAGGGCCCCCACGUCGCGCCUGGUGAACCGACUCCAGACCUCGUGGACGUUGGUGAAGAACCCAGCAGACUGGUGA